CCUUUCCAUCGUUCGAUGAUACGAGCAACAAGCCUUUAGAAGAUAGAUUCGAGGAUCAAACGAACAACGAAUUGGGAUUGGAAGACACGACUUGGACCACUUCUAACUUGAGAUUCGAUGACGAUGCCAGCACGACUUCUACAACUUCUAAUUCUAAUUAUAUUGAAAAUGCCUCCUCGAUAACGUCGAUGCGUUUUCCUACUAUAUUCACUUGUUCAAGAUUGCUUCAAAGUAUCACGAUCGAGAAAAGAUGCGACAGAGUAGUGGAUUGCGAGGACAGUACGGACGAGUUGAAUUGUACCUGCAAAGAUUAUUUGCAGAACUUAAGACCGACCGCCAUCUGCGAUGGUUACGCAGAUUGCGAUGAUCUGACGGAUGAACGAGACUGUGAAAUUUGCGGUAAGAACGAAUUUUUCUGCACAACGAGCAAAACCUGCGUUUCGAUGUCGAAAAAAUGCGAUGGAAAAUUCGAUUGCGAGUUUAAAGAGGACGAGCUCGAUUGCUUCGCGUUCACCGAUGGCCACAAUGUGUACUUGGAUGCCAAUGGACGGCCAUUUUUGAACAAAGAGGGAAUAUUGACCAGAUUCAUUAAACAGAGAUGGCAACCAGUUUGCCAUCGUCCCAAGAUUCAUAAAAAUCAAUCCACGGCCAAUCUUAUUGGACAAAAUAUGUGCGAAUACUUUGGUUUCGC
This is a messenger RNA of Apis laboriosa (Himalayan honeybee), 691 nucleotides long. RefSeq names its product serine protease nudel-like. Gene Ontology annotation, cellular component: plasma membrane. The transcript has 4 exons. The record is from RefSeq and is a predicted model, not a curated record. The annotation marks the transcript as partial. Gene Ontology annotation, molecular function: protein binding. Lineage: Eukaryota; Metazoa; Arthropoda; Insecta; Hymenoptera; Apidae.